AUGGAUCCCCACGCAGCUCUCGAGCUGCUGGAGUACUUGCGCAUAUGCUAUCCGAUCUUCCUCCUCCUCCUUUUUGCUGUGGCUUUCAUAGCCAACGCGAUGGUCGCCGCGAGAAGAUCUACCAGCCAGGAAUCUGUACGCAUGGGUCCCGGUGGACGACCAUUACCCAAGCGCCAUCGUAAUGCAACUCCAGCGCCGAUAGCAAAGGAAUUCUCGCCGACAGCCAAGCGAUUCUUCAAUUGGCUAUCGGUGGGUGUGCUCGUCACCUUUUUGAUAGAUGCGACGAUCUUCAUCCUCCAUGUCAUGCAAGCUCGGUCUGAGCACUGGUGGCGGGGCCAGUCUGCAGUCAUUUACAUUGUCGGCUCCUUCUUUUUCUACGCCGUCUUGUUGAUGACUUUGCUCGACACAAGUCCGUCUCCCACCGCUGCCCAAUUUGUGUGCUGGCUCGCCGCUAUUCCCCUCGAACUGGUUCUCCUCAGCACAGCUCUUUCUCUGUAUACAUCGCCUCACCACGAACCGGUUGUUGGUGAUCCCGAAGGCGGCACGCUCCGCCAGAGCAUUACACCCUGGGAACACGCUGAAAUCGCGUCGAACAGUCUCCGGGUGCUGAUUUUGAUGGCUCUUACUGCUCUUUAUAUCAGUAAAAGCAUCUCCUGGAAAAGUCGAAAGGGCAAGCAGGCGUGCAGGGAGAACGGCGACGUCAGCGAGUCCACUGGACUUCUUGAUGCGGCAGCCGCGGAGAAUGGACAUGGAAACACCAACGGCCAUAUGUACGGUGCGACCAAUGGCUCGGCAGGUUCUGAUGCUGCCAAACCAAAGCCCGAUCCCUGGGUUCGCCCAACGACGAUACCUUCCACGAGCUGGUGGGAGUACCUGAGCGGCUACUCACUCUUUUUCCCCUACCUAUGGCCGUCCAAAUCCCGCCGAUUGCAAAUCGUCGUGGUCAUCUGCUUCCUGCUGCUUGUUGCUCAAAGAGUCGUGAACGUCUUGGUCCCGAGCAAGGUGGGCGACAUCAUCAAUAUUCUGGCCGAUGAGGAAGGGAAGGGUUUCCGCGUCCCUUGGUUUGAAAUCCUCAUAUUUCCAUUUGGGAAGAAGACGGGAGAAGUUCUGUCUGCCUUGAGCAAGGGUAGCUCUAUCAACACGUUCCUGGAGCAGGUGACGUUCCAAGUAGUCCCCAUGCUGGUGGAUCUUGUCAUCGCCUUUGGCUAUUUCCUCAUCGAGUUCGACGCCUACUAUGCGCUCGUGGUGGGCAUUUCAACCUUUGGGUAUCUCUACGUCACGGUUCGAAUGGCGCAGUGGCGUGCUGAAAUUCGAAGAACCAUGGUCAACGCAUCUCGCCAGGAAGACGCCGUCAAGAACGAUUCGAUGGUCUCCUACGAGACGGUCAAAUAUUUCAACGCCGAACAGUAUGAGUUCCAGCGUUACCGAGACGCCGUGAGCGAGUUCCAGAAGGCGGAGUACCACGUUCUCAUCUCCCUCACGCUCCUCAACACGUGCCAGAAUACGGUCUUCAUGUUGGGUCUGCUCCUCACCUGCUUCAUUGCAGCAUACCAAGUCUCCAUCGGACAGCGGCCCGUUGGUCGAUUUGUGACAUUGUUAUUCUACAUGGCGCAACUUCAAGGGCCAUUGAACUUUUUCGGCACCUUUUAUCGUUCCAUUCAAUCGGCGCUGAUCAACGCCGAGCGGAUGCUCGAACUGUUCCGCGAACAGCCCACAGUGGUAGACAGCCCCAAUGCGACCGCCUUACCCACAUGUCAGGGGGACAUCAAAUUCCAAGAUGUCGAUUUCUCAUACGAUAAUCGGAAGCCAGCCUUGAAUGGAUUGACUUUCCACUGCGCACCUGGCACUACGACCGCUUUGGUGGGCGAAUCUGGAGGUGGCAAGUCCACCGUCUUCCGGCUGCUCUUCCGAUUCUACAAUGCCGAAAAGGGGUGUCUUAGCAUUGAUGGCCGCGACGUGCAAGACAUCACGAUCGACUCAUUACGAAGCCAUAUUGGCGUGGUGCCCCAGGACACUGUUCUCUUCAACGAGACGCUCAUGUAUAACCUCAAAUACGCAAAUCAGGCUGCCACUGAUGAGGAGGUGUACGAUGCUUGCCGGGCAGCCAGUAUUCAUGACAAGAUUCUGGCCUUCCCGGACGGCUACAAUACAAAGGUUGGCGAGCGCGGUCUUCGCUUGAGUGGCGGUGAGAAGCAGCGGGUGGCAAUCGCUCGCACCAUCCUCAAGAACCCGCGCAUCAUCCUCUUGGAUGAGGCCACAGCUGCUCUGGAUACAGACACCGAGGAACAUAUCCAGCGGGCUCUUUCAACCUUGUCACAGGGGCGUACUAUGCUUGUGAUUGCCCAUCGUCUCAGCACCAUCACAACGGCCGACCGGAUUCUUGUCUUGGCCGAUGGUCAAGUCGCUGAGAGCGGGACCCACGAGGAGUUAUUGGCUAUGAAGGGCCGUUAUGCGAGCAUGUGGCGCAAGCAAAUUCGAGCGCAAAAAGCCGCAAUCGAAGUGAGACAUCUGGAAGAUCGCAUCUGCAACGCCAGCGAUGAUAGCUCCAGCCAGUCUGAUGAAGAUCGCAACCGAAACCGUCGCUCGGCACAAUAA
Molecule: messenger RNA, 2595 nt
Organism: Penicillium oxalicum
Lineage: Eukaryota; Fungi; Ascomycota; Eurotiomycetes; Eurotiales; Aspergillaceae
Gene: hmt1
Product: putative vacuolar ABC heavy metal transporter (Hmt1)
Exons: 4
Coding region: 1-2595 (864 amino acids)
Biological process (GO): transmembrane transport
Cellular component (GO): membrane
Molecular function (GO): ABC-type transporter activity; ATP hydrolysis activity; ATP binding
Source: RefSeq, a predicted model, not a curated record